This is a messenger RNA of Homalodisca vitripennis (glassy-winged sharpshooter), 400 nucleotides long. RefSeq names its product 60S ribosomal protein L29-1 (gene RpL29). Gene Ontology annotation, molecular function: structural constituent of ribosome. The record is from RefSeq and is a predicted model, not a curated record. Gene Ontology annotation, biological process: cytoplasmic translation. The transcript is spliced from 4 exons. NCBI's taxonomy places the organism in Eukaryota, Metazoa, Arthropoda, Insecta, Hemiptera, Cicadellidae. Gene Ontology annotation, cellular component: cytosolic large ribosomal subunit; ribosome. Bases 125 to 361 code for a protein of 78 amino acids.
GUGUUUCUCCUGUAUAUUCUGCAUACUAAAUUUUAACUUGGUUGUUUGUUAUUUCCUUUUAGAGAGUCUGUUUUUGAGUGAGGAGUUUGAUUUCGUUGGUAUUUUUGAAGACGAUCAAGGGGCAAUGGCAAAGUCAAAGAACCACACCAAUCACAAUCAAAACCGCAAGGCUCACCGAAAUGGAAUCAAAAAGCCAAAGCGUUUCAGGCACGAAUCAACUCUUGGUGUUGAUCCCAAAUUCCUGCGGAACUUGAGAUUCGCCAAGAAACACAACCUAAAGCCAGCUGAACAAUUGAAGCGGGCAGCCGAGAGGAAAGCAGCCAGAGAAACCAAGAUUGCUGAGAGAAAAGCAGCAAAAUAGAUUAAUUGUUUUAAAAUAAAAUAAUUUUUAAAUAAUUUA